Rosa rugosa (rugosa rose) is the source of this 870-nucleotide messenger RNA. RefSeq names its product disease resistance protein Roq1-like. Gene Ontology annotation, biological process: defense response. NCBI's taxonomy places the organism in Eukaryota, Viridiplantae, Streptophyta, Magnoliopsida, Rosales, Rosaceae. Gene Ontology annotation, molecular function: ADP binding. The annotation marks the transcript as partial. The transcript has a single exon. The record is from RefSeq and is a predicted model, not a curated record.
AUCAAGAAGAUUAUUGGCGAGUUGUCCGCCCGAGUAGUAAACCCUUCAUGUGAGUUGCACGUUACUGAACAUCCAGUUGGAUUAGAGUCUUGUAGAGAAGAUGUCAACAGACUUUUACAUGCCAAGGAAAAUAUUGUUCGCAUGGUAGGCAUAUGGGGACCUGGUGGAAUAGGAAAGACCACAAUUGCGAAAGAUGUGUUUAAUUCAAUUCAGCAUAAGUUUGCAUGCAGUUGUUUCUUGGCAGAUGUUAGAUCAAAUGCCCUAGUCCAACUGCAAGAGACACUUUUGUUUGAUAUUUUAAAGGACGAAACUUUGAGGGUGCACAAUGUUGAUAAAGCAGUCGGUUUGAUAAAGACAAGGAUGCGAAAUAAAAAAGUUCUCUUAAUCCUUGAUGACGUGAGUCAUUCUAGCCAAUUACAAAACUUAGUUCCAUCCCCUGAUUGUUUUGGACCGGGCAGUAGAAUUCUCAUAACAACAAGAGAUAAACGUUGGCUAAUUGCUCAUCAAGUUGAUGAAGUAUAUGAGGUCAAGAUGUUAAAGGAUCAUCAAGCUUUGAACUUGUUUAGUUUGAAUGCAUUCAAAAGAAAUGGACCUCCAGGGGAUUAUCUGAAACUUGCACAACGUGCAGUACGCUAUGCCCAGGGCCUUCCAUUAGCUUUGAUAGUUUUAGGGUCUCAUCUAUUUCGUAGAAGCAGAGAGGAGUGGGAAGCUACAUUAGAUAGUUGUAGGGGAGAAGAUCCCCACAGAGAGAUAAGAGACGUGCUCAAAAUAAGUUAUGAUGCUCUGGGAGUAGAUUUAAAAGAAUGUUUUCUUGAUAUCGCUUGUUUCUUUAAAGGGGCGCACGUAGAUCAUGUGAAACCAAUACUAGAA